AUGGCUUGGUUUGACGACUCCUGGGAUGUCCAAGAAGCCGAUGUCGCUUCCGCCCAAAAGUACGGCGAUGUUGCCCAGCAGGCCAUUGCCCUCCUCUCCAAGUUCAAGACCGAGGCCAAGACCGUCCACGACCUCCUGAAGCACCUCUCGGAAGCCGCUGCCCAGAUCGAGGCUCUGGAGAAGGCCAAGGCUGAUCUUGAGGCUCAGCUCGCCACCCCCGCCGCGAGCGAGGCUGCUGAGGAGGCUCCCGCCGCCGAGGAGGAGAAGGCCGUCGAAGAGACCCCCGCCGAGCCCGAGAAGGUCGCUGAGGAGGUCCCUGCUGCUGCUGAGCCUGAGGAGGAGAAGCCCGCUGAGGAGGAAAAGGCCGCCCCUGUCGAGGAGGUCCCCGCCGCUGAACCCGAGAAGGCUGCCGAGGAGGAGAAGCCUGCCGCCGAGGCUGAGGUCGAGAAGCCCGUCGAGGCCGAGCCCGAAAAGCCCGCCGAAGAGGCCCCCGCCGCCGAGGAGGAGAAGGUCGCAGAGCCCGAGAAGGUUGCCGAACCCGAAGAGAAGCCCGCCGAGGUCGAACCCGAGAAGGUCGUCGAGGAGGCCCCCGCUGCUCCCGCGGAGGAGAAGCCUGUCGAGGCCCCGGUCGCCGAAGAGAAGCCCGCCCCCGUCGAGGAGGAGAAGCCAGCUCCCGCUGAGGAGAAGGCCGCUGAGCCUGAGAAGGUCGAGGCCGAGAAGCCUACUGAGGAGGAAAAGCCCACAGAAGCCCCCGCCGCCGAAGAGAAGCCCGUUGAGGCUCCCGUCGUCGAGGAGAAGCCUGCACCUGUCGAGGAGAAGGCCGUCGAGGCCCCUGCUGCUGAAGUCGAGAAGCCUGCCGAGCCCGAGGCCGCUAAGCCCGUCGAAGAGACUCCCGCUGCUGAGGAGAAGCCGGUUGAGGAGGAGAAGGCUGCUGAGAAGGUCGCCGAGGAGGAAAAGCCCGCUCCCGUCGAGGAGAAGGCUGCCCCCGUUGAGGAGACUCCCGCCGCCGAGCCUGAGAAGCCAGCCGAGGAGAAGCCCGCUGAAGCCGAGAAGCCAGUAGAGGCCCCCGCUGCUGAAGAAAAGCCCGCCCCUGUCGAGGAGAAGGUUGUUGAGGAGAAGCCCGUCGAGGUCGAGACACCCGCCGUUGAGGAGAAGGCUGUUGAGGCUCCCGUAGUGGAAGAGAAGCCCGCUCCUGUGGAAGAGAAGGCUGCCCCCGUUGAGGAGACUCCCGUCGCCGAGCCUGAGAAGCCAGCCGAGGAGAAGCCCGCUGAAGUCGAGAAGGUUGUCGAGGCUCCCGUUGCCGAGGAGAAGCCCGUAGAGGCUGAGCCCACAAAGGCCGAGCCUGUACCCGAGCCCGUCGCUGAGGUCAAGAAGGCCGAGCCCGUCGUGGAACCCAAGAAGGUCGAGACAAUAAUCGCCCAACUCAACGGAGCUGCCGCCCCCGAGGUCUCCCAGCUUGUUGCCCCCAAGGCCUAA
This is a messenger RNA of Fusarium vanettenii 77-13-4, 1476 nucleotides long. RefSeq lists its product as uncharacterized. Bases 1 to 1476 code for a protein of 491 amino acids. The record is from RefSeq and is a predicted model, not a curated record. The transcript has 2 exons. Lineage: Eukaryota; Fungi; Ascomycota; Sordariomycetes; Hypocreales; Nectriaceae.